AUGUUGCGCAACUCUUGCAGCAACAUCGAUGUCGGAAGAGCUCCGAGGGAGAUUCGGCGCAGCUCCGAGGCAUCCGGCCCGAAGGCCCCUUUCAGCGACGAUUACCCUCGAGAGCCAGUGACCAAUUUCCAGCCGCUGGCGCCCGCGGCUGCUACGCCGGUCCGUGCGCCAGGGCCCGCGGCUGCUACGCCGGCGCAGGUGCAACGGGCAAGGACUCUCAGCCCUGGCCCCAUCGUCGUUUCUUCAGGCUCUUACUGCGCGCCUGCACCGAAAUGGCCUGGCGGUAUACAGAGGACCCUUGGGCAGCCACGCUCCUUGGUGGUGCCUGUCUACAGAAGAGAGGCUUCUCGUGAACCUUCGAAUGUCUUAUCCAAUUGGGGUGGUUGCCCUCUGCCACCAUCUCUUCCGGCACCACCUCCAAGUCUUCAUCAUGUGAGCCCUGUGAAGUUGCGUCCAGCAGACGCAUUGCCACGGUGUUCUUCACCGCACCUUCAGGUGCCUCAGUGGCUCAACGGUGUACCUAUGGUGCCUCAAUGCAAAUCCGCGGCUUCUCCACCUGGGUCAGCUGCCGUGCCAGUGCAACGAUUCAGGAGCUUUGGUCGCCUCUCGACCAGCACGUCUCCGCGGGAUCUCCACGUGCAGGUGCAUCGUACCUAUUCAUCUCCAAGAUCACAGACCUACACCAGCAGGCUUGUGCCGCUGACAUCGGCUUCGCCCCGCACCUCCGAUGUUGAGGUUCGCACCAUCACAGGUGUCAGUGCUGCAACGCGAUCGCAACGGUGGCAGGGCCAUGUACAGUCCACAGUCGGCCGCAUUAGUGGCAGGAGCUCCUAUGGCAGUCAGUAUUCUUGCCCUCGGAUGUCCAGGAGUCCGGACGCUUCGAAGGAGGACUCGACCUUCGAGGAUGUUCGAAGUCCCUUGGGUCUUGGAAAACCCGUAGUGUCUCAGGGCCCGCCAGCAACCCUCAGUGAUGGCUUUGUGUUGAAGAAGGAUGGUGGUGCCCUCUCAUCCUCUACCAUGGCUCCAGACGAGGCAUCCUUCCGCAGCGACGAGGCGAACCUCCGCACGCCGGAGGUCCGCAUGCCCAUCACGAUGCCCACCGAGCCGGUCACCCUUCGCCCUCGCCAGGAGGAUCUGCGGUUGAUGGAAAGCACCUGGCAACCGAAGCGUGAAGCUCGUGAGGCACAGAUCGAAGAGGCACGAACACCAGAAGGGGUGACCACCAAGCACCCUCCAAGGCGCCCGGUCAAGGCACCCAGACUCUCCAGAAACGACCGACGGCUGUCCGUCAAGGAUGAGCGGCUCUGCUCUGAACCGGGGCGCCAGUCGCGCUGUUCGUCCAAGAUCGAGGCGAAUGAGCCAGGUGGUACGGUUGCUUCCCUUUCUGCAACACCUCAAAGGAAGGCAGAAACCUUCGAGGUGCCGGCGACCUCGCCCAGUGAAACGAGGUCGUCGCUCGCACCGCGUCCUGCACAGCUACAGGACCCUGCGAGCUCUGGCAGCCUCUGCUGCUGGGCCUUGAAGUCACUGGAUGAGGCGAGCGAAGAGGUCGGGAAGGAGCGCGGCGCUCUCUGCGGUCCCCGCGAGCGCGGCGCCAUGUCUCAGGGCCAGGCCGCUCAGAUUUGUGCGACGCAGUCCUUGGAAGAGCUUUCUGGUGCCUUGGCUUAA
This is a messenger RNA of Durusdinium trenchii, 1668 nucleotides long. NCBI's taxonomy places the organism in Eukaryota, Dinophyceae, Suessiales, Symbiodiniaceae. The record is from the annotation of a GenBank genome assembly.